CAAGAACCAGUCCAGCACGGAGCCUCGCCUGGCCGACCGCUGCGCCGUGCACUCUUCUUGGGGGGACUGCACAACAUUCCUGUGAAAUAUAACUGCUUUUAAUGGCAUGUGGCUUGUAACUUUACUUCUGCUGUAUUCUUUGCAAGAAGUCAACAGUGAGGAUGUUGUCUCUACGCGGCUGUACUUUGUGAACGCCUCCCUGCAGCGGGUGACCUUCUCCAGCUCGGUGGGGGUGUCCCUGCCCUGCCCUGCGGGCGGCGCCCCCCAUGCCGUCCUGCGCUGGUACCUGGCCGCCGGAGACGACAUUUACGACGUGCCCCAUAUCCGCCACGUGCAUGCCAACGGCACCCUCCAGCUCUACCCUUUCUCCCCCUCCGCCUAUAACAGCAUUAUCCACGACAAUGAGUACUUCUGCACCGCCGAGAACCAAGCAGGCAAGAUUCGUAGCCCCAGCAUCCACAUCAAAGCAGUGUUCAGGGAGCCCUACACAGUCCGUGUGGCCGACCAGCGCACCAUGCGGGGUAAUGUCGCCGUAUUCAAGUGCCUCAUCCCCUCAGCUGUCCAGGAGUACGUCAGCGUGGUGUCCUGGGAGAAAGACACUGUCUCCAUCGUCCCAGGUAACCGUUUCUUCCUGACCUCAUUUGGCGCUCUGUAUAUCUCAGAAGUGCAGAAGGAAGACGCUCUGUCCACCUACCGCUGCAUCACAAAGCACAAGUACAGCGGAGAGACUCGCCAGAGCAAUGGAGCCAGGCUCUCUGUUAUGGACCCUACGGAGUCCACCCCGUCAGUGCUGGACAGUUUCCAGUCCGGUGAGGUGCAGUUGGGGCACAGCGUGGAGCUGCCCUGCAUCGCAUCCGGAUACCCAAACCCCACCAUCCGCUGGCUGAAGGACAGUCGGCCAUUACCUGCAGACUCCCGCUGGACGCGGCGCAUCACGGGCCUCACCAUUUCUGACUUGAGGCUCGAGGACAGCGGCAACUACAUCUGCGAGGUCACCAACAGCUUCGGCUCCAAAGAGGUGACGGGUCACCUCAACGUCAUAGAGCCACUGCGGGUCACCUUGUCUCCGAAGAACCUGAAGACAGGGAUCAGCAGCACCGUCAUCCUGUCCUGUGCUGUUCAGGGUUCCCCGCACUUUACCGUGUCCUGGUAUCGUAACACAGAACCUGUCCUGCCAGAUCAACACUUUUCCAUCCAGGGGGCUCACAAUGAGACAUUGUUCAUUUCUGCUGCACAAAAGAGACACUCGGGAGCUUACCAAUGCUUUGCAACACGCAAGGGCCAGACCGCCCAGGACUUCUCCAUCAUCCUGCUGGAAGAUGGUACGCCCCGUAUCGUAGCCUCCUUCAGUGAGCGGGUGGUGGUCCCGGGUGAGCCGUUUUCCCUGAUGUGCGCCGCCAAAGGAGCUCCGCCCCCCACCAUCACCUGGACGCUGGACGACGAGCCGGUGGCCCGGGACCUGUCGCGUGUCCGAGCCAGCCAGUACACGCUGUCAGACGGCAGCACCGUGAGCCACGUCAACGUCAGCAGCCCGCAGAUCCGUGAUGGAGGAGUGUAUCGGUGCGCCGCACGCAACUCGGCCGGUAGCGCCGAGUACCAAGCGCGCAUAAACGUAAGAGGUCCACCGAGGAUUCGGCCUAUGAAGAACAUCACUGCAGUGGCAGGAAGAAACUCGUUCAUAAACUGCCGUGUGAUUGGUUACCCUUAUUACUCAAUCAACUGGUACAAGGAGGGGCUUCUGCUGCCUGACAACCAUCGCCAGGUGGUGUAUGAAAACGGGACUCUGAAGCUCAGCGAUGUUCAGAAGGGGAUGGACGAGGGCGCCUACGUCUGCAGCGUGCUCAUCCAACCGCAGCUCUUCAUCACGCAGACCGUCUACGUCACGGUCAAAGUUCCUCCACUGAUCCAGCCAUUUGACUUUCCACCGACUUCCAUCGGUAAAUUGAUGUACAUCGCCUGCGUGGUGUCGUCUGGAGACAUGCCCAUACGCAUCACGUGGCGCAAGGACGGGCAGGAGAUCGUGCCCUCCUCGGGCAUCACCAUCGACACAAAGGAGUUCAUGAGCUCACUUCAGAUAUCCAAGGUGUCGCUCAAACACAACGGCAACUACACCUGCAUCGCCAGCAACGACGCCGCCACUGUCAGCACGGAGAGGCAGCUCACAGUAACAGUGCCUCCUCGGUUUGUGGUUCAGCCCAAUAAUCAGGAUGGGAUCUAUGGGAAGGCUGGGAUCCUAAACUGUUCAGUAGAUGGAUACCCUCCUCCUAAGGUCAUGUGGAAGCAUGCCAAAGGUGCACUAGCGGGUAUUGGGAAUCCGCAGCAGUACCACCCUGUGCCUCUGACGGGCCGUAUCCAGAUCAUGAAUAACGGCUCUCUACUCAUCAGACAUGUCCUGGAGGAAGAUCGUGGCUUCUACCUCUGUCAGGCCUCCAAUGGCGUGGGCUCAGACAUCAGCAAGAGCAUGGUCCUCACUGUUAAGAUCCCCGCGAUGAUCACCAGUCACCCCAACACCACCAUGGCUAAGAAGGGUCACCUGAAGGAGCUGAACUGCACAGCCAGGGGAGAAUGGCCCAUCAUCAUCCGCUGGGAGAGAGGGGACACGGUCAUCGACCCUGACCGCAACCCCCGAUACUCCAUUACCACCAGUCCCAAUGAGAAGACAGACGAGGUGUUGUCUACGCUCAAGCUAAAGCCAGCAGAGCGUGAGGAUUCAGUCUUCUUCUCCUGUCAUGCUAUCAACUCUUAUGGAGAAGGACGAGGCCUUAUCCAGCUCACUGUGCAAGAGCCCCCUGACCCUCCAGAGUUAGAGGUGCGAGAAGUGAAAGAUCGCAGUAUGAACCUCCGGUGGACACAGAGAUUUGAUGGAAACAGCGUCAUUACCUCAUAUGAUAUUGAGUAUAAGAACAAGACAGAUACCUGGGAGCUGAAGCAUGCCACUCGAAACAUCUCCCCCACCAACAAUCAGGCCAACAUAGUGGACCUUCACCCCGCCUCGGUCUACAGUAUCCGCAUGUACUCCUACAACGCAAUAGGCAAGAGCGAGGCCAGCAAGGAACUCACCAUCAGCACAGAGGAAGCACAGCCUGAUGGUCCUCCCAUGGAAGUGAUCCUGCAGCCGGUGACCUCUCAGAGCAUCAGGGUCACCUGGAAGGCUCCCAGGAAGGAACUGCAGAACGGGGUGAUCCGGGGUUACCAGAUCGGCUACAGAGAGAACGGCCCGGGCAGUAACGGCCAGUACAGCAUCGUGGAGAUGAAGGCCACUGGAGACAGUGAGGUCUACACCCUGGACAACCUGAAGAAGUUUGCCCAGUAUGGUGUGGUUGUCCAGGCCUUUAACAGAGCCGGCACAGGACCCUCGAGCUCAGAGAUCAAUGCUACAACACUGGAAGAUGUGCCCAGCCAGCCUCCUCAGAAUGUGCGAGCCAUUUCUGUGACAUCAGACGAGGCAGUGAUCACGUGGGCGGAGCCUCCCCGGAUGACGCUGCACGGCGUGUUGAAGGGAUAUCGCGUUGUGUUCUGGGCGGUGUUUCCAGACGGAGAAUGGGGUGAAAUGCAAAACAUCACAACCAUCAAGGAGCAGGUGGAGCUCAAAGGCCUGGAGAAGUUCACCAACUACAGCAUCCAGGUUCUGGCCUACACCCAGGCUGGAGACGGAGUCCGCAGCAACGUCCUCUAUAUCCAAACACGUGAAGACUACCCCGGACCCCCAGCUGGCAUCAAAGCUGUGCCCUCCUCCGCCAGCAGUGUGGUGGUGUCCUGGUUACCCCCUCACAAGCCAAAUGGAAUCAUCCGCAAGUACACCAUCUACUGCUCCAGCCCCGGGUCAGGCCAACCGCUGCCCAGUGAGUAUGAAGCCAAUCCAGAGCUGCUGUUCUACAGAAUCACUCACCUCAACCACCGGCAGCAGUAUCUGAUCUGGGCCGCAGCCGUCACCACUGCAGGCCGCGGGAACUUCAGCGACAAAGUCACUGUGGAACCAGCGGCCAAGGCUCCUGCUAAGAUCCUGUCAUUUGGAGGCACAGUCACCACUCCCUGGAUGAAGGAGGUGCGACUGCCCUGUAGCUCAGUGGGAGAACCUACACCUACUAUAAAAUGGACCAAAGACAGUGAGGACACAGCCAUCCCAGUGUCUCUGGAUGGACAGCGUCUCAUUCUGGCCAACGGGACUCUGGUGCUGCGCUCCGUCAAAGCUGAAGAUUCUGGUUAUUACACCUGCACGGCCACCAACACGCUGGGCUUCGACACCAUCAUUGUCAACCUUUUGGUACAAGUCCCUCCUGACCAGCCUCGUCUAACCGUGUCCACCACCUCCACCUCCUCCAUCACUCUGGCCUGGAUACCAGGAGACAACGGAGGCAGCUCUAUCAGAGGUUUUGUGUUGCAGUACUCUGUGGACAACACAGAGGAAUGGAAAGAUGUUUUCAUCAGUUCUACUGAACGCUCAUUCAAGUUGGACAACCUGCGCUGUGGCACCUGGUAUAAAGUGAAGCUGGCUGCAAAGAACAGCGUCGGAGCCGGACGCAUCAGUGAGAUCAUUGAGGCAAAGACCCACGGGCGAGAACCACAGUUCAAUAAGGAUCAGCCGGUCUUCACUCACAUCAACUCCAGCCACGCCCGCCUCAACCUGCAGGGCUGGGCUAGUGGAGGCUGUCCAAUCAGCGCUGUCACUCUGGAGUUUAGACCAAAAGGUACGUGGGCGUGGCAGAACGUACGCACCAACGCCACCACAGACGUGUUCCUGGCGGAGCUGCGUGAGGCCACCUGGUAUGAGCUGAAGAUGAAAGCCUGUAACAGCGCCGGCUGUGGAAACCAGAGCUCCCAGUUUGCAACACUGGAUUAUGACGGCAGCACAAUUCCACCAAUCAAAUCCCCGCUGGAAAAGAACGAUGAUGUCAAGAAGCUGUUUUCGAUUGGCUGUCCUGUGAUCCUGGUCACUCUGGGUGUUGCGUUGCUCUUCAUCAUUCGCAAGAAACGCAAAGAAAAGAGGCUGAAGAGACUAAGAGAUGCCAAAAGCCUCGCAGAGAUGCUGAUCAGUAAAAACAACCGCAGCUUCGACACCCCGGUGAAGGGACCUCCACAGGGCCCACGGCUACACAUCGACAUCCCCAGAGUGCAGCUGCUUAUUGAGGACAAAGAAGGCAUCAAGCAGAUCGGUGAGGACAAAGCAACUAUCCCUGUGACAGACACAGAGUUCAACCAGACAAACCCUCAGAGCUUCUGCACAGGUGUGUCGGUCCAUCACCCGGCCCUCAUCCAGAACACCGGCCCUCUGAUCGACAUGUCAGACAUCAGACCAGGAACCAAUCCAGUGUCUAGGAAGAGUGUAAAGUCGGCCCACAGCAUCAGAAACCGCUACUCCAGUCAGUGGACUCUGACCAAGUGCCAGGCCUCCACGCCAGCCCGCACGCUCACCUCAGACUGGCGCACAGUCGGCUCCCAGCACGGCAUCACCGUCACAGAGAGUGACAGCUACAGCGCCAGCCUCUCACAGGACACAGAUAAGGGUCGCAACAGCAUGGUGUCGACAGAGAGCGCCUCCUCCACCUACGAGGAGCUGGCCAGAGCGUACGAGCACGCCAAGCUGGAGGAGCACCUGCAGCACGCCAAGUUUGAGAUUACUGAGUGCUUUAUCUCUGACAGCUCCUCUGAUCAGAUGACCACAGGAACCAAUGACAAUGCAGACAGCAUGACGUCCAUGAGCACACCUUCAGAGCCCGGAAUCUGCCGUUUCACUGCCUCGCCACCCAAACCCCAGGACUACGACCGUGGCAAGAAUGUAGCUGUGCCCAUUCCACACCGCGCCAAGAGUGACUACUGCAACCUCCCCCUCUACAUGAAGUCAGAUCCCUUCUUCCGGAAGCAGUCGGAGCACCAUGACCCGUGUCCAGUGGUUCCUCCACGUGAAGCCUCCAUCCGUGGCCUGGCCCAGCGGGCGUACCACACCCAGGGCCGUCAUGUGACUAUGGACUCUGCCAAGCAGCAGGCCCUGACCAUGGGCCACUCUGGCCUGUCCAACCUCAGCUCCUCUGGAGGAGCAACAGGAGGCUGUGGAGGAGGUAGUGGAGGAGCGUCUGCUAGCUCCAGCAGCUCCACGCUCCCCCAGAGGACUCUCACCAUGCCGGGCUCCUCUGCCUCCGUGGCCCAGAGCGCAGCGGCAGCCGCUGCUGCGACCGCCGCCGCCGCUGCUGCUGCAUCAUCGUCCUCCGGCGCCACGGGAGGGACUCCUGGAGGAGCCUCCUCGUCCUCCUCCAAGAUGGGAGGAUCCAGAGACUCUCUCCUGGAGAGCAGCUCCUCGGGCUUGGGCAGACUGCAGAAGCAGAGGGAUGGGAGGGAGGGAGGGGCGGGGGCCUACUCCAAGUCGUACACUCUGGUGUAGCCUGCCAUCACCGCGGCCUCUCACUGUAACUCUUAACAGGACGCUGGGCACGCCAGCACUCGCCUGGAGCCUCUAAAGGAAAAAGUGGGAUGAGGAACAUACACAUGCACAGCUGACCCGUCAGUGCCUGCGCUGUGCCAGGCUGCAGGGGGCUGGUUGGGUUCCCAUUGACACUACUGUAUGAAGGGGUCAGAGUUGGGUCUCCACAGCACAGGGGUUUGCCUUUCUUUCUGCCUGAUUGCUUUCUAUUAUUAUUAUUGUGUCAUCUUUCUCUUUCCCUAAUUUCAUCACCCUGGAAAAUCACUUGCCAAAACAUAAAAUGAUUCAUCUGUUCACCUCAUGCUUUCAUUUUCCUGGUAAGGACACAGUACUUAUGCACAAAAUGCUUUCCACGUGCACUGUCUUGUUUUCUGGAUCAAGACAGUCGUAGAAUGAACCAGGUUGCUUGAGUUUUU
Molecule: messenger RNA, 6831 nt
Organism: Centropristis striata (black sea bass)
Lineage: Eukaryota; Metazoa; Chordata; Actinopteri; Perciformes; Serranidae
Gene: dscaml1
Product: Down syndrome cell adhesion molecule like 1
Exons: 35
Coding region: 107-6376 (2089 amino acids)
Biological process (GO): cell adhesion; axon guidance
Cellular component (GO): plasma membrane
Molecular function (GO): protein binding
Source: RefSeq, a predicted model, not a curated record